AUGUCGUGGAUUGAGGAAAGUGAAAAUCUAUCUGAUGCUGAAGAAAGAUGUGAGGGGCUUAUCAAAAGCAAAAUCCAGCUUGAGGCUAAAGUUAAAGAGAUUACUGAGAGACUGGAAGACGAGGAGGAAAUGAAUGCUGAGCUGACUGCCAAGAAGAGGAAACUGGAAGACGAGUGCAGUGAGCUCAAGAAGGACAUUGAUGACCUGGAGCUUACGUUGGCCAAAGUGGAGAAGGAGAAGCAUGCCACAGAAAAUAAGGUUAAAAAUCUUACUGAGGAAAUGGCUGCUCAGGAUGAAAGCAUUGCAAAAUUAACCAAGGAAAAGAAAGCCCUCCAAGAGGCACACCAACAGACCCUUGAUGACCUGCAAGCAGAGGAGGACAAAGUCAACACUCUGACCAAAGCAAAGUCUAAACUGGAACAACAAGUGGACGAUCUUGAAGGUUCAUUGGAGCAAGAAAAGAAACUCCGUAUGGACCUUGAGAGAGCCAAGAGAAAGCUUGAGGGAGAUCUGAAACUAGCCCAGGAAUCCAUAAUGGAUCUGGAGAACGACAAGCAGCAAUCAGAUGAGAAGAUAAAAAAGAAGGACUUUGAAACAAGUCAACUGCUGAGCAAAAUUGAAGAUGAACAAGCUUUGGGUGCUCAACUUCAAAAGAAGAUUAAGGAGCUUCAGGCCCGCAUUGAAGAACUUGAAGAAGAAAUCGAGGCCGAACGAGCGUCUCGGGCAAAGAUUGAAAAGCAAAGAGCUGAUCUUUCCAGGGAACUUGAAGAGAUCAGUGAAAGGCUUGAGGAAGCCGGCGGUGCAACUUCAGCUCAGAUUGAAAUGAACAAGAAACGUGAAGCUGAGUUUCAGAAGCUCAGGCGUGAUCUAGAGGAGUCCACUCUGCAGCAUGAAGCUACUGCCGCUGCUCUUCGCAAAAAGCAAGCCGACAGCGUGGCUGAACUGGGAGAACAGAUCGACAACCUCCAGCGUGUGAAACAGAAGCUCGAGAAGGAAAAGAGUGAAUAUAAAAUGGAACUUGAUGAUCUCUCCAGCAACAUGGAAUCUGUAGCCAAAACCAAGGCAAACCUGGAAAAGAUGUGUCGUUCUCUGGAGGACCAAUAUAGUGAUAUGAAAACGAAGAACGAUGAGAAUAUCCGUCAGAUCAAUGACAUCAGUACUCAAAGAGCCCGUCUCCUGACAGAGAAUGGUGAAUUCGCUCGCCAACUGGAUGAGAAAGAAUCUUUAAUUUCUCAGCUCACAAGAGGAAAGCAGGCUUUCAUGCAGCAAAUUGAGGAGCUCAAGAGGCAAUUGGAAGAAGAAACAAAAGCCAAGACUGCCCUGGCUCAUAGUGUGCAGUCUGCCCGCCAUGACUGUGACCUGCUUCGUGAGCAAUAUGAGGAGGAGCAGGAAGCCAAGGCUGAGCUGCAGCGUGCAAUGUCCAAGGCUAACAGUGAGGUGGCUCAGUGGAGAUCAAAAUACGAAACUGAUGCUAUCCAGCGCACUGAGGAGCUUGAAGAAGCAAAGAAAAAACUUGCACAACGCCUUCAAGAUGCUGAGGAACACAUUGAGGCUGUGAACUCAAAGUGUGCCUCUCUGGAAAAAACUAAACUGAGACUCCAGGGCGAAGUUGAAGAUCUCAUGGUUGAUGUAGAAAGAGCAAAUGCACAAGCAGCAGCUCUUGACAAGAAGCAGAGAAACUUUGACAAGGUUCUAGCUGAUUGGAAGCAGAAAUUUGAAGAAGGCCAGGCAGAGCUGGAGGCUGCACUGAAAGAGACUCGCUCUCUCAGCACUGAGCUCUUCAAAAUGAAGAACUCCUAUGAAGAAGCUUUAGACCAGCUUGAAACCCUUAAACGGGAGAACAAGAAUUUACAGCAGGAGAUCUCUGAUCUGACUGAACAGAUUGGUGAGGGUGGGAAGGUUAUUCAUGAGCUGGAAAAGGCAAAGAAGCAGAUUGAAACUGAAAAGUCAGAAAUCCAAACCGCCUUGGAGGAGGCAGAGGCCUCGUUGGAGCAUGAGGAGUCAAAGAUUCUUCGCGUCCAGCUUGAGCUGAACCAGGUGAAGUCUGAGAUUGACAGAAAGAUCGCCGAGAAAGACGAGGAGCUGGAACAGCUGAAGAGAAACAGUCAGAGAGUGAUAGACCACAUGCAGAGCACUCUCGACUCUGAAAUUAGGAGCCGCAAUGAUGCCCUGAGAUUGAAGAAGAAGAUGGAGGGAGAUCUGAAUGAAAUGGAAAUUCAGCUCAGUCACUCCAACCGCCAAGCAGCUGAAGCUCAGAAACAACUGAGGAACGUCCAAGGACAACUCAAGGAUGCCCAACUGCACCUUGACGAUGCUCUCCGAGGACAGGAAGACAUGAAGGAACAGCUCGCCAUGGUGGAACGCAGGAACACCCUGAUGCAGGCUGAAAUUGAAGAGAUGAGGGCUGCCCUGGAACAGACAGAGAGAAGCCGCAAAGUGGCUGAACAGGAGCUCCUUGACGCCAGCGAGCGUGUGCAGCUGCUGCACUCCCAGAAUACCAGUCUUAUCAACACCAAGAAGAAGCUUGAGAAUGACAUUUCCCAGCUGCAAGGUGAGGUAGAGGAUGCCGUCCAGGAAGCAAGAAACGCAGAAGAAAAAGCCAAGAAAUCUAUUACCGAUGCUGCCAUGAUGGCAGAGGAGCUCAAGAAGGAACAGGACACCAGCUCUCACCUGGAGAGGAUGAAGAAGAACAUGGAACAGACAGUGAAGGACCUGACCCACCGUCUGGAUGAGGCUGAGCAGCUGGCCAUGAAGGGUGGAAAGAAACAGCUCCAGAAACUGGAGGCCAGGGUGCGCGAGCUGGAAACUGAGCUUGAAGCUGAGCAAAAACGUAGUGCUGAGUCAAUUAAAGGAGUCCGGAAAUAUGAAAGAAGAGCCAAGGAGCUCACCUACCAGUCUGAAGAAGACAGGAAGAACAUCGCCAGACUCCAGGAUCUGGUUGAUAAGCUGCAGCUGAAAGUGAAGGCUUACAAGAGACAGGCUGAGGAAGCUGAGGAACAAGUCAACACCCACCUGUCUAGAUUCAGGAAGGUGCAGCACGAGCUUGAGGAGAGUGAGGAGCGUGCUGAUAUCGCUGAAUCCCAGGUCAACAAGCUCAGGACUAAGAGCCGCGAGCUGGGAAAGGCUAAAGAAGCAGAAGAGUAGAAGAGCAGCAGAAGAGUCAAGCUGAAGAGUAGAUAAGAGAUUCAUACAAUAUGAAUUUCAUUGUGAAGCAGUUCCUGUAAUAGCGCUGGUAGUUCUGAAAAUAAAAAUAGUUUGCAAGCAUUUUC
Molecule: messenger RNA, 3269 nt
Organism: Polyodon spathula (Mississippi paddlefish)
Lineage: Eukaryota; Metazoa; Chordata; Actinopteri; Acipenseriformes; Polyodontidae
Product: myosin heavy chain, fast skeletal muscle-like
Exons: 20
Coding region: 1-3144 (1047 amino acids)
Cellular component (GO): myosin complex
Source: RefSeq, a predicted model, not a curated record